Molecule: messenger RNA, 2105 nt
Organism: Cercocebus atys (sooty mangabey)
Lineage: Eukaryota; Metazoa; Chordata; Mammalia; Primates; Cercopithecidae
Gene: TBPL1
Product: TBP-like 1
Exons: 8
Coding region: 993-1553 (186 amino acids)
Biological process (GO): DNA-templated transcription initiation
Molecular function (GO): general transcription initiation factor activity; DNA binding
Source: RefSeq, a predicted model, not a curated record
AGGGCUGCCAUUGACCUCAACUAACGCCAGAGGCUUCUGACUGCAGCCGAGCUCUGGUGGAGAGGCCGAUGCCGGCCUGAGAGUGGGAAGCGUGGGGCUGGGAGCCAGGGGCUUCCGCGCGGCGUGGCGUGGCCCUCUCAGGGCCGUUACGCGAUUUUCGCUCCCGCGGACAGCGCCUCUCAGACCACCCCCGAGGGACCCCGAGGACGCACUCGGGCCCCAGCGCGACGGUUCAAACGGGCCCGUGUGCGCCCCCGGGGUCCGACGGCCCCUGCAGCGCUACCUGGGCGCAGAGCCGCGGAGGGUCUCCGUUCCUAGACGUCCUCCUACCCCGGGCGGCCUGAGUCCUCGCCAGCAUCCGCCCUCUCCCACCUCCCAUCCUUCCUGGAGCCGCCUCUCGGUUCCCGAGGGACAGUCCCGACCGCAAACCCACGUAGAGUAAGGAAUGUGGAAGGAACAGGCAACAGAAGUGGCAUACGCUCCUGCGUUAUCCCUCCGUCUCGCCACACCUUGUGCCUCCAUCUCUCCCCGUUUCCUUCCCUCUGUCUGUCAUCUGUCAUCCCCUGUCGCUCUAAGACCAGGAUUCCAGUUCGCCUAGUGAGGAAUCUCACUAGGGGAAUUUAUCGCAGCAUCAUAAAUUAACGGGUUCAUUUUGACUGAAAAAGCGAAGGAGUUUUUUCAGGCAGAAGACAAGUCUCGUCUGGUCGCGUCUCGUCUAUUUAUUGUCGCGGGGAAGCGGCGGCCGCCUCGCACCCGGAACAACAAAGCAAGGAAGACGGAGUCCGAGCCUCGGGGGCUCCUAGCAACGGGCCGGGGCGGGAGUUCCAUGGAGACUGGGGAGCGCGCCCGUCUCAUCCUCAUCCUUGUCCUCCAGCUUCUCCUUCGCAUCCGACGCAACCGGCAGCAGCGCUGCCGCCGCGUCCUCAGCCACCGCUCCCUCUUCCCACGGAUGUGAUCUUCGUGGUGGAAAGCUAAAUUUUAAAACCACCCCAAUGGAUGCAGACAGUGAUGUUGCAUUGGACAUUCUAAUUACAAAUGUAGUCUGUGUUUUUAGAACAAGAUGCCAUUUAAACUUAAGGAAGAUUGCUUUGGAAGGAGCAAAUGUAAUUUAUAAACGUGAUGUUGGAAAAGUAUUAAUGAAGCUUAGAAAACCUAGAAUUACAGCUACAAUUUGGUCCUCAGGAAAAAUUAUUUGCACUGGAGCAACAAGUGAAGAAGAAGCUAAAUUUGGUGCCAGACGCUUAGCCCGCAGUCUGCAGAAACUAGGUUUUCAGGUAAUAUUUACAGAUUUUAAGGUUGUUAAUGUUCUGGCAGUGUGUAACAUGCCAUUUGAAAUCCGUUUGCCAGAAUUCACAAAGAACAAUAGACCUCAUGCCAGUUAUGAACCUGAACUUCAUCCUGCUGUGUGCUAUCGGAUAAAAUCUCUAAGAGCUACGUUACAGAUUUUUUCGACAGGAAGUAUCACAGUAACAGGGCCCAAUGUAAAGGCUGUUGCUACUGCUGUGGAACAGAUUUACCCAUUUGUGUUUGAAAGCAGGAAAGAAAUUUUAUAAUUCACCACUUAAUUGGUUAGAAUCUCUAACUGAGCACCUUUUAAACCUGCUGCACAUUGGACUCAAAAGGAAAACUGGACCAACAGUAAUCGAGGAGAUAGACUCUUUUAUUCAUUCACGGCUACAGUGUAAGCUCCAGUCCCUUUGGAUUUUAUUCCAAACCUUGCUGUAAUAUAAAAGGAAGUUUACAAGACAUGACAUUGCUGCUUUUACAAAAGGACAUUCUAUUUAUUUUCGCAGUAAUUCUCAUGUCCCCGUAAGCAGAGCUGUCACAGUGUGCACUACCUUAGAUUGUUUUAUUGUUGUCAUUGUUAUUUUUUUCCAUUUUGAGCUAAUGUGUUUUAUUUGUGAAUAGUCUUUUACAUUUUUGUAUGCUGAAUAUGGGCACCAAAGAACCUGUAAAAGUUAUCUUUUUCAAUUGAAUGUGCACAAAUAAAAGUUUGGAAAAGAUCUCUCUUCAUAUCCAUUCUGUAACUUUUAUUCCCCAUUUUCUAUUUUAACAAAAAUUGUAUUCAUACUUUUUUUUAAAAUCUAUGCAAGCUUAAGACUUUG